Hymenoscyphus albidus is the source of this 2478-nucleotide messenger RNA. The record is from the annotation of a GenBank genome assembly. Lineage: Eukaryota; Fungi; Ascomycota; Leotiomycetes; Helotiales; Helotiaceae.
CGUCAUGUCUUCUCCCAGAAAGUUUGUAGGAAUUCCCCCAUCCCUUCUGCUAUCAACAAAGCUUAAUGGCGGAUGAGAAUCCGAGACCCUCGAAAAGAGCACGAAAAUCUUGCUCUCGAUGUCGAUCUAGAAAACAAAAAUGUCAUGGGUUUCCUGUUUGCGCAAACUGUGCGAGCGCGAAAGAAGAAUGUAUACAACCUCCUUCUGCAAUCGAGGAAUAUAAUAGGUGCGCAAAUUUUUGCACUUCAGUGACUUGAAAAAAGAAUUUUGGCUCACACUGUGUCAGUGGUCCAAACCAAUCCCUCCUUGAGAGGAUAUCGAUAUUAGAAGCGCAACUGGCAGCAUAUACAGACAGCUCUCCAGAUGCGCGCACUACCCCCCAACAGAUCCUCGAUCCGUGCCUCAUGGCCUCACCAAUUGGAGAGGAAGGGCCAAAGAAGAACAAUAUUGCAGAAAUUGUUGGCUUUAUCAGUCUCGGUGGAGAUGGCGCAUAUGAUGGAUCAUCAAGUGGCUUCUCUUUGGCCACCCAUCUCGGCCAGAUGGUGCAGGCCACGGUAUGGAAUAAGGCCCUGGCUUCUACUGUUUCCCAGAGCCAGCCCAAGGCUAUGACUAUAGUAGAUCUAAAGAGGAACAUUUCCGGGCCGCCCAAUGAUGCCAUUGGCGACAGAAUUCUAGAUACCUAUCUCACCCGGGUCCAUCUCCGAUAUCCAUUUUUGGAAAGAACCGAAAUCUGGAACGACAUGCAAAUCGAUUUCAGCAGAACAAUUCUCCACCUCAAGAUCAAUAUGGAACCGUCAAAAUCUAUAUGAUAUAUGCAAUUGGAGCUACGAUGUUGAAAUUGACCGAGCAGUAUGACUACACGGCUCCUGAGAACUUUUUUAUGACUGCUCUACAGUAUAUUUCUGCUGCACGCGAGUCGCACUCUGUUCAUAAUAUCGAAGCCAUGACUCUUCUUGUGCUGUACAAUUUACGCUCUCCUUCAAAUUCGGGUAUCUGGUACAUGAUCGGUUUAGCUAUUAGAACAUGUAUCGACUUGGGAUUGCACCGUGAAGCAUAUUACAGCACUCUGUCUCCUUACGAGGGACAAUUGAGGAGAAGAUUAUUUUGGAUCGUUUGUUUUUUGGAGCGAGUCAUUGCAGUUUCUCUUGGACGGCCUUAUAGUGUAGCGGAUCGAGAUAUUGAUGUUGCAAUGCCUAUCGAGAUUGAUGAUACAGUCAGAGAUAACAAUUUGAUUGCUCGAACUGUCGCCGCCUCCCACUCUCCCACAUUUCAGUCUUCAAAGCCAUCAUCGAAUAUUACUAUGACGGUUCAAUGCUUUCGACUCAAACGUUUGGAGUCACAUAUCCAAGAGAAGAUAUACCGAGUGGAUCGCCCAAUUUCAAGCCUCAUCACAAAAAUCAAUCCCAUUUUAAAAAUGUUGGAGGGUUGGCAUAGAGCUCUUCCACCAUCCUCUCCUUAUGAGAGUGAUUAUCUCGGAAUGCAUUACUACAAGGCAGUUCGUCUACUGUUGCAGCCAUUUUUGACCAUUCUCCCACCAACGGACCAGCGCAUUGCCCUGUGUUUACAGGCCUCCGGACAAUUGUGCCAAAUAUUCAAACGUCUACAUCAGAGAGACAGUUAUGGACAUUCCUUUAUAGCUCUUCACUCGGUUUUCAUCGCAGGUGUGACUAUGUGGUGAGUUGUGCUUGCCCUGCUCCGAGUCCAAUGGCUAAUCUAUCAACAGUUAUUGUCGCUUCAUAUCUCCAAAUCUUUGGACAUUUGCGGUUUCUAACGAUCUCCGGGCUUGUUCUAGUGCCCUUUUUGUAAUGGCUGAACGCACACCUGUCGUGAAGAAGUACCGAGAUGCACUUGAAAAUGUGAUUGGAGCAACAAUGGAGUUCCUCGCGCAAGCACCUUCAACAUAAAAAAUCGACCUUGAUCAUGAUCCCGCAUUAUUAUCUUCUGAACCAAAUGGUGCAACGGCCGAUAACCCUGGUCUCUCUUCGUCUUCUCCCAGAUUUAUGAGUGCACCUACAGAAAGUUAUCUCCGCAGCAAACCUCGAAAUGGGGAUAUUGUGACAGUUUUUGAUUUAGUGAAUAAGGGUUCGCUUAGCGAAGUUGCGGGUGUACCCUUCCGUAGAUAGACAAAUACCUAAGGAGUGCGAAGAGCGUCUCUCUUCCCUCCUUGCGAACAAUCUAUUCCUUGAUCCCCACCAUAACAGAUAUGAACCAGCCCGGAGAUCUUUCAGUAUUGUAUGAUUCUUCUGUCAAGGACUCGAAUUCGGACGCUUUUGAGUAUAUGCCCUUGACCCAUAAUUCUCCUGGAGCUGCAGCGAGAGUUGAGGGUAGGGCAGGAGAGCUGGGACAAAUAGAUGCCGAAUGGUUGUUGAGUCUGUGUGAAGGGGAUGGUUUCAACUUGCAGAUGUUGAAUGAAAUGAUGAGGUUUGAGCCUAGUUUGGGUGCUUGAUUAAGGAGAUAUAUGGAAUACCCUUAUAUUUA